Amblyraja radiata (thorny skate) is the source of this 960-nucleotide messenger RNA. Its product is annotated as zinc finger protein 239-like. The transcript is spliced from 2 exons. Lineage: Eukaryota; Metazoa; Chordata; Chondrichthyes; Rajiformes; Rajidae. The annotation marks the transcript as partial. The record is from RefSeq and is a predicted model, not a curated record.
AUGUCUGGAAUGGAUUCAGAUGUCCAGGCAGCUGAAGAUGUUCUACCUUUCGACGUCGGGGUUCCAUCGUUCCAGGCAAGAGGGCUUGGAUAUCGGGCCGCCCGUCACGGAGAAAGUGGAGAGCUCGGUUAUGAGUGUGACGUGUGUGGCAAGGACUGGCGGUGCCCGAGCGAGCUGGAGACCCACCGGCGGGUGCACACGGGAGAACGCCCCUUCACCUGCUCCGACUGCGGCAAGAGCUUCAAGACGGCGAAGGUCCUGAAGAUCCACCAACGGGUGCACAUGGGCGAGAAGCCCUAUGGCUGCUCCAUCUGCAGCAAGAGCUUUAGCCAGUUGUCGUGGUUGCGGGAGCACCGGCAAGUGCACAGCAGUGAGCGGCCCUUCACCUGCUCCAACUGUGGCAAAGGCUUCAAGUCGUCCAAGGAACUGAAGAUGCACAGGCGCGUGCACACCGGGGAGCGGCCCUACACCUGCAGCGACUGCGGCAACAGCUUCGCCCAGUCCAGCGGCCUGCUGCUGCACCAGCACACCCACACCGGUGAACGGCCCUACAUCUGCGCCCAGUGCGGCAAGGGCUUCACCAAAUCCAGCAUCCUGCUGCAGCACCAGCACACCCACAAUGGCGAGCGCCCCUACACCUGCGUCCAGUGCGGCAAGGGCUUCACCAAACCCAGCAUCCUGCUGCAGUACCAGCACACCCACAAUGGCGAGCGCCCCUACACCUGCGCCCAGUGCGGCAAGGGCUUCACCAGCUCCACCAAGCUGCCGAUGCACCAGCGCACCCACAACGGCGAGCGCCCCUACACCUGCGCCCAGUGCGGCAAGGGCUUCACCCGCUCUGACUGCCUGCUGGAGCACCAGCGCACCCACACUGGCGAGCGCCCCUACACCUGCGCCCAAUGCGGCAAGAGCUUCACCCAUUCCAGCACCCUUCAGGAGCACCAGCACACCCACACUGGC